AAAGCAGUGCAGAACGGCCUGAAAAUAUUGAAUUUUCUGCUAAAUUGUAGCAGAUUUUGUUAGAAAUUCGUGCGUAAUUAAAUCUAUUACAAAAGUGUAUUGUUCGCAUAAUAUUUACAAAUAAUGGAUACCGAGGAUCCGAACGUAGUUCCCGGUUUUUCGAUCGAAACUGCUGGAGUGGAUUAUGACGACUAUGAGUCGGGUGGAAAAGGUAAGAAGAAAAAAGGAGGUGGCUUUCAGGCCAUGGCGCUGAGCGCUCCGGUACUGAAGGGUAUCCUUAAAAUGGGCUACAAGCUUCCGACGCCAAUCCAACGUAAGACAAUUCCAUUGAUAAUGGAAGGUCGCGACGUCGUUGCUAUGGCAAAAACCGGCUCCGGAAAAACGGGCUGUUUCCUGAUUCCACUAUUCGAGCGGCUUAAAGAGCGUGAAGUGAAAACCGGAGCCCGUGCGUUGAUUCUUACGCCAACUCGUGAGCUGGCUAUUCAAACGUUUAAGUUUAUCAAGCAACUGGGGAAGUUUACGAACUUGAAAACGAUCCUGGUGCUGGGUGGAGAUUCGAUGGAUUCUCAGUUUGCAGCGAUUCACACCCUGCCGGAUAUAAUUGUGGCCACACCGGGUCGCUUUCUGCAUCUCUGUGUCGAAAUGAAUCUGAAGCUGUCUUCGGUCGAGUAUUGUGUGUUCGAUGAGGCGGAUCGAUUGUUCGAAAUGGGAUUCGGAGAGCAACUGACCGAGACACUGCGCCGGUUACCCAGCGGGCGGCAGAUGGUACUAUUCAGUGCCACGCUUCCAAAAAUGAUGGUGGAAUUCGCAAAAGCUGGUUUGAGCGACCCGACCCUGAUUCGGCUGGACGUUGAGUCGAAAAUUCCGGAGACGUUGGAUUUGAAAUUUCUCUACUGCCGGCCGGAUGAAAGAUACGCUACGCUGCUGGUUCUGAUACGGGAGGUGAUUCCCAAAAAUGCUCAAAUUGUAAUUUUUGCCGGGACCCAACAUCAUGUUGAGCUGAUUCAGCUGAUUUUAACUAAAGCGGGUAUCGCAUGUACGCACGUUUACUCAGGGUUGGACGCAUCCGCCAGAAAGAUAAACACUGCAAAGUUUACGAUGAAAAAAGUUAAUGUUCUUGUCGUAACAGACAUCGCUGCUCGAGGACUGGAUAUUCCCAAUCUAGAUUACGUUAUAAACGUACACUUUCCGGGAAAGCCUAAGCUAUUCAUCCAUCGAGUCGGUCGAUGUGCCCGUGCUGGAAGAAGCGGUACGGCUUAUAGCAUCUUCUCCAACGAUGAUAUUGCCCACAUGAUCGAUUUGCAUAUGUUUCUUACACGAUCAGCCGAGCCGGGUGAUUCGCGAAUCAUCGGUCGACCGCCACCGGAGCUGGUCGAAACGGAACAUCAGGUAGUUAUGGAGUACGUGAAGCAUGUCGAUUUGGCAACGGCUUACCGAGUAAGCAAUAAUGGCUACAAACAGUACAUCGCAACCAGACCAGUGGCUUCUGCGAGUUCGAACAAAAAAGCGAAACAGUUCAAGAUUGGUGAACUCAAAGUGUUGGAUGAUUUUGAAAAGGCGGCAGCAGCAAAGCGCGAGCCGGAGGCAUUGAAAGCAAAGCAUAAGAAAAAAGAAACGGCAAAGUCUAACAAAGAAUCAAAUGCAGAGGAGUUUCGUGAUAAUUUUCUAGCUCAGAUGAAGAACUUUCGACCCCGGACAACCAUUUUUGAACUUAAUCCCAAAAACAACUCUAAAGAGCUUUCGAUAAUGGCGGAAAAACGUGAAAAAGACAACGUUAAGAUCGAGAAGCAUAAGCGUAAGCUGGCUGAGUUGGAACUGGAAAAAGAUCACAAACAGGAAAGUUCGGCGAAAAAGAUGAAAAAGCAACAAGCUAAGGAUGACGAAAAUUUUAUUUCCUAUCAAGCAAAGGAUCAUAUCGAAGAGGAUGGCUAUGCAAUCAACAGUUUUGCCAAACAGGCCGGUUCAGCAGAAUUUUCCGUUGUCGGCGAUACGGCUAACGAUCAACGCAAGCAUCAGCGGCUACAAAUGUGGGACCGCAAGAAGAAGAAAAUGGUAAACGUGGUCGAUCCGAAGGCCGGUAAAAUCAAAACCGAACACGGCGUUUGGAUCGCGGCUUCCUACAAGACCGGUCGAUAUGAUAAGUGGAAGGAGCGUACGAAGAUCGACGAGCAGAUGGCCGCUCGGCAGGAUAGCGACGCUAGCGAUGCGGAGGAAACGGUUCCGGUGCAUAAGCGGGACUAUCCACACACCCACUGGGGUCGACAUAAUGCCAAGAUGGAUAUGAAGAAGGUACGUGACUUGGAGCUGAAGAGUACCGAACAGAUCGCCAAGCAGCGGCUGCAGAAGGAGACCAAGCUGGCCCGGGAGAAGGCCGCUCGGUUGAAGAACUUGUCGAAAAAGAAAAAAGCACUGAGCAGAAAGAUGGCCAAAUCCAAGGGGAAGAAAUGAUGAAAAGAGUAAGUUACCGAAUUCGGGUUGUUUGAAAGUAAAUAAUAUCCUAGCAGUCGUCUAAUGAAAAGUUGUUGUAAAAUAAA
Messenger RNA from Sabethes cyaneus, 2534 nucleotides. Its product is annotated as ATP-dependent RNA helicase DDX54. The record is from RefSeq and is a predicted model, not a curated record. Gene Ontology annotation, molecular function: ATP binding; RNA binding; RNA helicase activity. Bases 124 to 2448 code for a protein of 774 amino acids. Gene Ontology annotation, cellular component: nucleus. The transcript has 2 exons. Lineage: Eukaryota; Metazoa; Arthropoda; Insecta; Diptera; Culicidae.